AUGAUCAAUAAUUCUAAACAUGACGGAUCCGUACCAGAAAAUUGUUUUUGUUCCGUAUGUAAUGUUCGUAGGAAUAUAAAAAAAAAAUCUCGACCAUUUGAUAUCCACAAAGAACGUAAUACAAUUUCAUCAGAUGGAAUUAAAGAACGGCGGUGUCCUAUAAUAGAUCGUUUAAAAACUGUUCGUACCAACUUGCAUCAAAGAAUGAAUCAUAGUUCGGGAAAACUUUUAAAAUUAAACCCAUAUUUAGUUUUGGAUACUGAUCCUACAUUAGUCAAUUUAAACUAUUCAAAUCCAUUAUCCAGAUACCCUCGUUCAUUUGGGACUGUAAUAGAAAAUGGUUUUUGCCCCGUAUGUAAUGUACAUAUAAAUAGAAUAAAAAGAUCUCGACUACCUAUUUAACAAAUAGUAACACGUAACAACUUACAUCAACCAAUGGAUUACAGUUCAGAAAAAUUUUUAAAAUUCAAUCCCUUUCCAAUUUACGAUACUGAUCAUACAUUGAACAAUUUUAACCACUCAAAUGCAUUAUCCAAAUUUCCUCAUUCAUUAAGUGGUAAAAAGAAAAAUAAUAAAAUGCAAUCUAUGUAUGAACUAGAACAAAAUAAAAGACGCAAUGAUACGUCUCAAACUCAUAAUAAUUCAAGACAGUUGUUAAUUGAUGAGAAACAUCAAGAACAAGAAGAGUUAAAAAAUAUUGAUCACCUUAAUUAUGCAUCAAUUAAAAAAUAUGAUAUGCCCAUAAAACAACCCCUUAUUCAUCGUCAACGGAAGAUAUUACCAACGGUUCCUUCUAAAUCUCUUAUGUCUACAAAUGUAAUGCAAAAGAAAGAAAGCUUAUCUUCAGCUAUAAAUAGUAAUUUGAAUAAUACAAAUCUUAAGAACAAAGAUCUUAUGGACAUUCCAAAUCAAAAAACACUUGUCAACCAUGUACGAACAGCUACACUUAUGCCUGUAGAAUCAAAAGAAACAUUUAAAUCAAUGAAAAAUAUUAAAGAUACUCCCAAAGUAAAAGAAUCUUUAAUGGUUACUAAAGAAGACAAACAGAUUCUCGAAAAAAUAAAACCAGAAUUAAUACUUAAUAGUGAUAUCUAUGAAAAACAAAAAUCAAAAUUAAUUCCUAAAACUUUAAAACGGACUGAUAUCGCAAACAUCACAUCAGUGUUUCCUGUUAAUUCGUUAAAAACACACGUGGACUUAACAUCUGAAAAUGCUCGAAGAAGUUUAGAAUCUCCAAUAGACCUUAAUAAGGAAAUACAACAAGAAUUUAUGACUGACCAACAAAAUAAUUUAGCUUUUGAUCAUUUGUUUUCAAACACUCAAAAACAAAAAGAUAAUUUUGAAUAUCAUUCAGCCUUAAGACCUAGUUUAUUUUCUAAUAUGCCACCAUACAUACGAUUUUCUUCACACGAUGUUAAAGGUGAAUCUUUUCCAUUAUCAUUACAAAAAUUAUUAAAGUGGAAAUUAAGUCCUAUAACGCCAAUUGUUGUACGUCGAACUAUUCAAAAUAGUGGUUUUAAGCUCGUAAGAAGUGAGCAUUGUUUAGUUCAAAAUACUGCAACUGAUCCUUCUGCCGUCACUAAUCAAUCUAAUGCAAUUUCUUUACAAAAUCACUGUGGUGUUACACCUCCUAUCGUUGAUGCUUUCUGUGGUGCAGCUCCUCCACCUAAUGAAUUAAUGAUGUUACCUCGAUCACAAUCAAAUGACUGGGUUGGAACUUGGGGUAAACAUAUGAAAUCAUUAUGCUUUAAAACACUUUGGGAACAGCAAAAACUUAACCACUUUCCUGGUACUUUUCAAAUUGGUCGUAAAGAUAGGUUGUGGAGAAACUUGCAACGUUUAAUGUUAAAAUACGGUAAAGAACAUUUUGGCUUUAUACCCACGUCGUAUAUAUUACCCCAAGAAGCCAGAAAUUUACGACAAGUUUGGGAGAAAAAUGAUGAAGAUAAAUGGAUUAUUAAGCCUCCAGCAUCAGCUAGAGGAUCUGGAAUUCGUGUUAUAUCAAAAUGGGCUCAAAUACCAAAGAAAAUGCCUUUAGUUGUACAAAGGUACAUAGAUAAUCCAUAUUUAAUUAAUGACACCAAAUUUGAUUUAAGACUUUAUAUACUUAUCACUUCAAUCAAUCCUCUUCGUCUAUAUCUCUAUGAUAAUGGGCUUGUACGAUUCGCUUCAGUUAAGUAUUCAUCUGACCUUACCACCAUAUGUGAUCGAUAUAUGCAUUUGACCAACUACAGUAUUAAUAGACUUAGUAGUCAAUACACUGAAAAUGAAGAUGCUGAUGCAUGUCAAGGUCAUAAAUGGACAUUACGAUCAUUAUGGACGUACAUGGAAAAAGAACUCAAAAUUGAUGUUAAAAAAUUGUGGAAAGACUUAGAAGACCUAGUAGUAAAAACUGUCAUUAGUGGUGAAUCACCAAUGAAUCAAAUGUGCAAUUCAAAUCUUAAUAAUAGAUAUAAUGCUUAUGAGUUGUUUGGAAUAGAUGUUUUGUUCGAUGAAUAUCUUAAACCAUGGAUAUUAGAGGUUAAUAUAUCUCCUUCAUUGCAUUCGUCUUCUCCGCUUGACUUGGCUGUAAAAGGACCUUUGGUUAAAGACCUAAUGAAUAUGGCUGGUUAUCAUAUCCCAAAUAAAAUGUCUCGUAGUACACAUAAUACUUUACUCAAAAUGUUAGGAGUCAAAUCAACACUAUGUUAUGAUAAGAGAUUAUAUGCAUUCAAUUUAUCUGCUAAAGAAAAAGAAAAACAAGAAUAUUAUACAAAUAUUGAAUCCAGAGCAGAAUAUAUUGAUAGCAUACUAGACGAUUUAUUACCAGAUGAUAUUCGGCAUCUUAUUGCAUAUGAAGAUGAACUUACACAAAUUGGCUCAUUUCAAAAAGUAUUUCCAACCACUUCAUCUUUUAAAUAUCAUCAAUACUUUGAUAGCUCCAGAUAUUAUAAUAUGCUUUUAGAUGCAUGGGAAUGUAAAUAUAGUAAUAACAGAGGAGAAGGUAUUGCUGUGCUAGAAAAAUUAUGUCAGUUAAAAAUCCACCUGGAAGUACCAAAUAUUGAUGAAAAACCAAAGACUAGUGACAUCCACCAAAAUACACAAGUAGAAGUUGAAAAAAUGUUGGAAAAAUCAGCUGGUGAUAAAAUAAGUGAUAUUCUUCAAGCGGUCAUCAGCUAA
Messenger RNA from Rhopalosiphum maidis (corn leaf aphid), 3159 nucleotides. RefSeq lists its product as uncharacterized. The record is from RefSeq and is a predicted model, not a curated record. Gene Ontology annotation, cellular component: cilium. Gene Ontology annotation, molecular function: tubulin-glutamic acid ligase activity; tubulin binding. Gene Ontology annotation, biological process: microtubule cytoskeleton organization; protein polyglutamylation. NCBI's taxonomy places the organism in Eukaryota, Metazoa, Arthropoda, Insecta, Hemiptera, Aphididae.